AUGACAAUCUCUCGCCUGCUGCUCCGUGGCACUCCGAGCCAGGCGCUGCGUCCCGCGUAUAUCACCGCCACGGCCCUCGCAUGUUCGUCUCGCUGCUAUUCAACAGACACCGGCAAAAAAGAUGACAAUCAGGCCAAGGAAGACAGCCCCCUUCCGUACACCCACCGAGGCUCCGCCAUCAACUUCAACUGGGCCCGCGAGGCCGAGAAGAAGGAGAGGACCGCUCCGACCUUGUCAGCGGACAACUGGGAGGAACAUCCCGACGCCAAGAUUGAGGACUUUGAGGAGCUCCCUUAUAAGGAGUUUGGCAUCAACCAGCACAUGGAGGUCAAUGCCGAGUUCAAAAAGGUUCUGACCGAAGUUGUCCGCGAGUUCCGCGCCCCCAUCAUGUACGCCAUGGCCUAUGGCUCUGGCGUUUUCCCCCAGUCCAAGGCCACCAGAUCCGUAUCAGACGAGGACUUCCGCGCCGUCCACCCUAAGCCCUCACCCUCACUGAUGGAGGUCCAGAAGGGAGGUCCCAAAAUGAUUGACUUCAUCUUCGGCGUCACCCACACCCAGCACUGGCAUUCGCUCAACAUACGCCAGCACCGCGACCACUACUCGGGCCUGGCCAGCUUCGGCUCCGGUCUCGUUUCGACCUUCCAGGACCGCUGGGGCGCCGGUGUCUACUUCAAUCCGUACGUCACCAAGAAGGGCAUGCUUAUCAAGUACGGCGUCACGUCUAUCGACAACCUCUGCACCGACCUCUCCACCUGGAACAAUCUGUACCUCGCCGGGAGACUUCACAAGCCGGUUAAGAUCCUGCGCGACCAUCCCCGAGUGCGUCUCGCGAACCAGGUCAACCUGAUUUCGGCUGUCCGUACCGCUCUUCUCUUGCUGCCCCCCAAGUUCACUGAAAAGGAGCUUUUCUCGACCAUUGCCGGCAUCUCAUACCUCGGCGACCCGCGCAUGUCUCUGCCCACCGAGAAUAAGAGCAAGAUCGAUAACAUCGUCGACAACAAUAUGGUCUCGUUUCGUAAGCUGUACGGCCCGCUGCUGAACACGAUGCCUAAUGUCGACUUCGCCGACGGAGCCGACCAGCAGGGCAAGCACGCCGAAGAUGUUGAGUACGAUGGCGCCAUGUACCAGGACAUGGACCCGGUCAAGCGCGGCAACAUGGUCCGCCGUCUGCCCAAGGCCUUCCGAUCGCGGUUGUACUUCCAGUACCAGAAGAAGCUCAUGGUGCCGACGUCGGAAUUCAAGGCCAUGAUAGAAGCUUCCAAGGACGAGGACGCUGUGAGCUUCAAGCGCCGCGAGGGCGGCGGCUUCGAGCAGCGCAUCGUCCAGGAUGAUCCCCAAGAGCUGCAGAAGUCGAUUCGAAAGGUCAUCAGCCAGACGGUCAACUGGCCCGCCACGGCGCAGUCCAUCAAGAGCUUCUUCACGGCCGGGGUCGGCCGCUCCAUCCGCUACCUGUCGGAAAAGAUGACCAAGUACAACGAGGGCAAAGCGAAGGCCAAGGCCAAAGAAGAAGAGCUCAAGAAGCAGGCGAGCGAGGCCGCCGCCAAGGCCACAAAGGAGGAAUAA
Molecule: messenger RNA, 1563 nt
Organism: Colletotrichum higginsianum IMI 349063
Lineage: Eukaryota; Fungi; Ascomycota; Sordariomycetes; Glomerellales; Glomerellaceae
Product: Mitochondrial import protein mmp37
Exons: 2
Coding region: 1-1563 (520 amino acids)
Biological process (GO): cardiolipin biosynthetic process; CDP-diacylglycerol biosynthetic process
Cellular component (GO): mitochondrion
Molecular function (GO): phosphatidate cytidylyltransferase activity
Source: RefSeq, a predicted model, not a curated record